CUCAUGGGAUUCGUAAUGAGAUCUUGUUCUCAGUUUUCGAGCAUCAAAAUCAUCAAGAUACUCUACUGUUCAUUUGUGCGUAGUGCCCUGGAAUAUUGUUCACAGAUCUGGUAUCCACAGUAUAACAUAUACAUCAAUAGAUUAGAAAGUAUACAACGUAAGCUGAUGAGAUUCUUGCAGUAUAAAUGUAAAAAAUACGAUGCCUCAUAUGAAUCCAGGUGUAAGAGACAUCAUAUACUGCCUUUGAGUGAGAGACGUAGAAUCGCAGACGUUGUGCUGUAUGUGAAAAUAGCACAGUCUCAAAUAGAUACGCCAGACCUUCUUUCCUCAAUUAAACUUAAAGUACCAAACAGAUCAGUCAGACGACCUACUGCAAUCUGUAUUCCUCAAUGUUCUACAAAUUAUAGACAGAACUCUUUCCUUGUGCGAGCAGCGGCCCAGGUGAACGGGCUCGUCGAUGAUCGUGAGCUGGACCUGUUCAACUCCAAACCAGUAGAUUUUAAAAAAACUAUGUCGAAAGAGUGGUUUGAGUUGGUUCCCUGACCGGAAGUUCUUAUGUUCCUGUUUUAUAUUUUAUUUUUUAUCUUUAAGUAUGUUGUUUAGUUUGCAGCGUAAUUUGUGGCGUAAAAAGUAUAAAAUAAUUUAAGUAUAUUAGUAAACAUUAUUUCAGUUAUUGUAUGCGAAAACAUAUAAUUGGUGUAAAGCUUUAUAUUCAGAUAGUUAAUAAGUCAAUUAACACUGUUUGUUUUCCGAAUAAAGUAAAA
Messenger RNA from Ostrinia furnacalis (Asian corn borer), 764 nucleotides. RefSeq lists its product as uncharacterized. The transcript has 2 exons. The record is from RefSeq and is a predicted model, not a curated record. Bases 4 to 543 code for a protein of 179 amino acids. NCBI's taxonomy places the organism in Eukaryota, Metazoa, Arthropoda, Insecta, Lepidoptera, Crambidae.